GCGGUCGCCUGCGCGUCAGGCAGCCCCGCACAGCAGGUCAGCAGCUGCACGAGCCGCAGCCGCAGCGGCAGCAGCGAAUGGCCGCCCGCCGGCUGUUCCUGCGCUUCCCGGUGCUCGCCAACUCGCUCGUCUACGGCACGCUCUACACCGGCGCGGAGUUCUCCCAGCAGACCAUCACCCACAAGAUACUCGAGAAGGGCGAGCCGCGGCCGUACGACCUGCGCUCCAUCGGCCACUAUGGCGUGCUGGGGCUCGGCUUCUACCCGCAGGUCUACUACUACUGGUACCGCUGGCUGGACCGGCGCUUCGUGGGCACGGCGGCGGCCACGGUGCUCAAGAAGAUGCUGCUGGACCAGUUCGUGCUGACGCCGCCCCUGCUUGUCGCCUUCUACGUCAGUAUGAGCCUCAUGGAGAGGAAGAAGGAUCUGUUUGAAGAAUGCAGGAACAAACUGGUGCCAACAUUCAAGACGAGCUGCCUGUUCUGGAUGCCGGCCCAGCUGGUCAACUUCAUGUGGGUGCCUCCAGCGGCGCGUGUCAUCUACGUUGGCUCGUGUGCGCUCGUCUGGGUCAAUAUCCUUUGCUGGUUCAAGCGGCAGGACUACUGAGAGCACAGCUGGUGCCAUCUAGUGCUCUGGAGUGGCUCGUCUGCUACGCUACACGUCAUGCUGCACAUGAAAGCACCUGCCGUUCCUUCAGGAUAUGCGGACGACUCUGAAGAGCCACAUUACCUACGAUCUUCCAUUCCAUAUCUGUUUUGAUACUUGUGAGAAUAACUGAAUUACAUUUCGCGUGUAAUACUUACCUGCAUGUAGAUUUAGGAUAAAUGCAGCCAUGAUAUAUGUAAUGAAGGGAUACUAACGCAAGUAAAUUUAGAGCUACCGUCGACAAUCGUCCAUUAUUUAGUUCCCACUUGUUCUCUAUGUCAGGUCAUUUGGAGUGGGCUAGUUAAACCACAUGCAGGGAAAUUUUUGUAGCCAAUUUCUUAGCGUUUACAAUUUUCAUUUUUCCGUAAAACAGGAGCAUUAGUAACUAAUUUCGGUGUCUAAAAACAAUUAUGCGGAUACAUAUCUGAAAAUCGUAUGAUCCGCUAUAUCCGAAGUUCCUUUCUCUCUCAUUGCCACUAUUACGUCUAAGCCCCAGAGAUACGUACUUAGAAUAGCGUCCCUUCCCAGCAUGAGAAUAAAUCGCUAUUCAAAAAAAUAACCCUUAGCUUUGAAGAGUCGCUAUAUCCAAAUUUUGACCUUCAGUGUGUGUGUCCCACGACUUGACACAUACGUAGAAUAAUCAGACUUGUAUAUAGAAGGAAACUAUCCACAGUCCGAUAUUUAAGAUCUACAACGGAUGAUUUACUAUCAGAAGUUAUCGAUAAUUUGCUCAGAGAAGACAAUAUAAUUAUACUAACGCAUUUUUCACUACGUUCGCGAUGAUAGAAUUUACGAAGUCAUAGAAUUGAUGUGACUGAAAAUACAGCCUCCUAGAUUUUCGCUAUUUGGUGUAGUUUGAGCCUUGUGAAAGGAACAUGAAGGACUCUGGGGUGUUGUUAUGAAUAACUUGCUUUGCACUUAUACAGGAGAGAUGAACCAAACGACUCAUUAUUCGGUUUACUGAACCAUCUGUUAAUCAGACGAACACAGCAAGAGAGGAAAUUAACUCAGGCAUACUAGUCGAUUAUUUUCGACAUUUUCUUCAGCAUCGAAAGGACCAAUAACAGAAAUAUGUAAUGCAGCCCCCACAAAUUCCAUAAGUAUUCAUUUAUCGUUAUUAAAUGUACUAGAAGGACCCGACAGCCUACAUGUUGGCACCACUGCGCAAUAAACUUAUCUUUAAAGGGAAGAUGACAUUUCGAAAUGGUAUUCACUAGAAAAUAAUAAAAUAUACAUAUCUCCUUUACCUCUCCUUUACAGCACAAACAUUUUAACCUCUGCACAAACUACUUUUAAUAAUAUUAUACGAAAAAUUGAAUCUUUAUCUACAGAAGGGUAUUAUGACAAUCCGCACAAUGUCUGUAUAUACAUUUUCUAAUACGUUCACUUACCACAUGACACAAAUGAAAUCUGCUUUUUUAGUCAUAUAGCUCAGAAAAGAGCGUUUUAAAAAUGUUUGUACAACGUUUUGUCUUUGGCAAAAUCAGUGGGACGAUUUUUCAUCCUGUCUAUAGACAUCGCACAAUUUUCACAAGCACAAGAAUUCUUUAUCAAAAGUAUUUUGUACUACUCUGCUUUUACCAUCAAAUAAAAUCAUUGUGCUUAUGUUAUUCCUAAAAUAAAGGCUUAUUGUUUCUUGCUUCCCUCUGAGAAAUACACAUAAGAACGCCCAUAAUAACAUCGAGCAACGACCCUAAGUAACCUAUGAUUAGAGCCGCAUUUACGAACAAAAUCAUUAUAAAACUGGGACAGGGAACACCGAAUUGACAUACUCGAAAUUCUAAUGGAAUCUGAGUUAGUGGCAUUUGGCUACCAUGUCAUUUCAUCCGCUCUAGAACAUCCUGAAAAUUAGUCAUUCGCAGCAACUCAAUGAAAUCUGUCGAUGUAAGUCCAGGACUAAAUAAUAUGUCAACUUGAAAAUCAUCUCAAUGUACACAAAGGUGAUAGGGAGGAGAGCAAGUUUUGAAAUGUUGGACGCAGAGGAGAAAAUGAGUAACGUAACUGUCUUAUAAGGAUCAGAACUAAACCGAGAUACUUAAAAGAAUGGAACCAAGUCUGUGGAUGUACUGGUCCACAGUCAUCUCUACACUCAUGGCUGAUACAUUGUUCUGUCUGUAUGUACUGAAGGCUAUGAUAAAAUAUGGGCUGUUAGUAUUUUGUCUGUGUAUGAAAAUUAUUGUUAAACCAAUAUAUGACAUACAAUAUUUACAUAUUUCAUAUCCUUGUAUAGCAUAU
Schistocerca cancellata (South American locust) is the source of this 2879-nucleotide messenger RNA. Its product is annotated as mpv17-like protein. The record is from RefSeq and is a predicted model, not a curated record. NCBI's taxonomy places the organism in Eukaryota, Metazoa, Arthropoda, Insecta, Orthoptera, Acrididae. The coding region runs from base 78 to 605 and encodes 175 amino acids. The transcript has 5 exons. Gene Ontology annotation, cellular component: cytoplasm; membrane.